AUGUCGUAUCUGGGGCGGAAAAAAGAGGAUGACUCGUCGGUGGUCGCCGACCUUGCCGACGAGAACGCCCAUGCGAACUACGUCUCGGAGGCGGAGGGCGACUCGAGCGACUUCCGGGACAUCGACCCGCACAGCGGCGUCAAGCGCGGGCUCAAGACGCGGCACCUGAGCAUGAUGGCGCUCGCGGGCAUCAUCGGGCCGGGCCUGCUGGUCGGGGCCGGCGGCGCCCUGUCGACAGGCGGGCCCGCGUCGCUGCUGAUCGGCUUCGGCGUCGUCGGCAUCAUCGCCUUCAGCAUCAUGCAGAGCCUCGGCGAGCUGACCACCCUGUACCCCAGCGGCGGCGCCUUCACCGCGCUGGCCGACCGCUUCGUCGACAAGGCCUUUGGCGUCGCCGUCGGCUGGAACUACUACAUCAUCUGGUUCGCCGUGCUCGCCAACGAGUACAACGUCAUCUCGAGCAUCGUCUACUUCUGGAGCGACAAGGUCCCUGUCUGGGGCUACUUUCUGAUCUUCUGGUUCGCAUUUCUGGGCUUCCAGCUUCUCGGCGUCGAGACUUUCGGCGAAGCAGAGUUCUGGCUCGCAUUACUGAAACUUAUCGGGCUGGUGGCAUACUUCAUGUUCUCCCUGGUAUAUCUCGGUGGCGGGAUCAAGGGCACGCCCGCGCUCGGUUCCAAGUACUGGCAUGACCCCGGCCCAUUCGUCCACGGCUUCCGAGGAGUGGCGGCGGUCUUCGUCUUCUGCAGCACGUUCUACGCCGGUGUCGAGUCCGUUGCGGUGGCCGCGACCGAGACGAAGAACCCGCGCGUGGCGGUGCCCCUCGCGAUCCGCCAGGUCUUCUGGCGCAUCAUCUUCGUCUACAUGGGGAGCGCCCUGUUCUUCGGGCUCACGUGCCCGUCGAAUGCUCCCGAGCUCAUCAACGGCGGGAGCCGCGCCCUGAAGAGCCCCAUGACCAUUGCCAUCCAGAAUGCCGGCUGGGAGGGAGGCGUGCACCUGAUAAAUGCCUUCAUCUUCGUCACCUGCCUGAGCGCCGUCAACAGCUCCAUCUACAUUGGCAGCCGGACGCUGCUGUUCAUGGCGCAGGAUCGGAAAGCCCCCAAGUUCCUCGGCUGGACCGACAAGCGCGGCGUCCCCAUCCCCGCCAUUGUCUUUACGAACCUGUGCGGCGCCCUGAGCAUGAUGAACGUGAGCACCGGUGCGAGCAAGGCAUACUCGUACAUCGUCAACCUCAGCGGCGUGUCGACGUUCAUCGUCUGGGGAGGCAUCUCGUUCACCCACAUCCGCUUCCGCUCCGCGUGGAGCGCCCAGGGCCACACGCCAGACGAGCUGCCCUUCCAGUCGUUCCUGUACCCCUGGAAUGCAUACUUCGGGCUCUUCGCCAACGUCUUUCUCGCCUUCGUCCAGGGCUGGACGACUCUCUCGCCGUUUGACGCGGGAUCCUUUGUCGACGCUUACAUUUUGCUCCCGCUUUUCCCCUGUAUUUACUUUGCGUACAAGUUCGUGUUCAAGACGACCUUCUGGCGGCCGGAAGAGGUUGAUCUGCAGUCGGGGCGGCGGAGGGACCUGGAAGAGGCCAAGGAGAUUGCGGCGGGGGAGCUGGGGCAGCCCCAACCUUGGUGGCGGAAGCUCUGGAAGAACUUCUGA
Molecule: messenger RNA, 1641 nt
Organism: Phialemonium atrogriseum
Lineage: Eukaryota; Fungi; Ascomycota; Sordariomycetes; Cephalothecales; Cephalothecaceae
Product: putative general amino acid permease
Exons: 3
Coding region: 1-1641 (546 amino acids)
Biological process (GO): amino acid transmembrane transport
Cellular component (GO): membrane
Molecular function (GO): amino acid transmembrane transporter activity
Source: RefSeq, a predicted model, not a curated record